AUGGGUAAAAUCGCUGUCGCUGGUGGCUCGUCCGGUUUGGGCCGGACUAUGGUCGAUGCCCUCGAUGCAGCAAAGACUCACGAGUACAUCGUCCUAUCACGCAAGGCUACUGGUCCGGAGACCCGGGCUGUCGACUACUCUGAUAUCGACGCUUUAACUUCACUUCUUCAGUCAGAGCAGGUCGACACGGUCAUAUCCAUGCUUCCGAUCGAUAAUGACGACAGCGGGCAAGCUCAGAUGAAUCUCAUCGAAGCGGCUGAGAAGUCAACCUGUACUAAGCGAUUCUUGCCGAGUGAGUUUGGAAUGGUUUACACAAGAGAGAACAUCGCCCACGUCCCUUCUUACCAAUGGAAGCUCAAGGCAGUAGACGCCCUUGAAAAGACCAAUCUCGAGUUCUCCCUCGUCUCAAUCGGCCUGUUCCUAGAUUACUGGGCCGCGCCGCGCAUACCCACGCAUAUACGUGCGGCAAACAUAAUUAUCGACCCCGAAAAUAACGCAGCAGUAAUACCCGGAGACGGAAACACUCCUGUCGUCAUCACCCACUCCACAGACGCAGCAAAGUAUACCGUCGCUCUUCUCGAUAUCUCAAAUUGGAAGCGCAGAUAUGCUAUCGUCGCAAAUCGCAUGACUCUCAAUGAAGCGGUUAAGCUGGCUGAAGAGGUUAAAGGCGUCAAGUUUGACGUUCAGUAUUUCUCUGUGGAGCAGAUGAAGAGCGGUGAGAAUGAUUUGACUCCGAGUAUGAAGAAGGCGCUGCCGGAAGAGAUGCAUGGUGGUAUGAAGGCCAUGCUGGCCUUAUCAGGAAUAGGUAUGGCUACAGGAUCGAAUGACAUUCGGGGGAUUGAUGACUUGGUGGUUAAACUUCCAGAUAUUAAGCCUGUUACUGUUAGAGACGUCUGGGACGCGUGGAAAUAA
Messenger RNA from Fusarium fujikuroi IMI 58289, 912 nucleotides. RefSeq lists its product as uncharacterized. The transcript has 2 exons. NCBI's taxonomy places the organism in Eukaryota, Fungi, Ascomycota, Sordariomycetes, Hypocreales, Nectriaceae. The record is from RefSeq and is a predicted model, not a curated record. Bases 1 to 912 code for a protein of 303 amino acids.